Panicum virgatum (switchgrass) is the source of this 2640-nucleotide messenger RNA. RefSeq lists its product as uncharacterized. The transcript is spliced from 4 exons. The coding region runs from base 1464 to 2426 and encodes 320 amino acids. Gene Ontology annotation, biological process: microtubule cytoskeleton organization. Lineage: Eukaryota; Viridiplantae; Streptophyta; Magnoliopsida; Poales; Poaceae. Gene Ontology annotation, cellular component: cytoplasmic microtubule. The record is from RefSeq and is a predicted model, not a curated record. Gene Ontology annotation, molecular function: microtubule binding.
GUGAUUGUGGUUGUGGGUGACCCAAUCAACUUCGAUGACCUGAUCAUUGACAACAGUGAUGACACUCAACAUAUCUCUAGAGGUAUCUUGUAUGAUAAAGCAACACAAAGAAUUGGGCAGCGGUUGCAGGAACUGAAGGUUGAAGCUGACAGACUUGCAUCAGAGCAGCAAUCUGAACUCCGCAAUCAUCACAUGCAAAAUGUGAGCGAUGAUGGAUACAGGCUGUGGCAGCAGGUUGAUUGGGAAGGAUUCGGCAUAGGAAGCUGAGCCCGAACCGCCAGUGGAACAAAGCCUUUCUCCAGCCCCAAGUGCAGCAAUCUCAUUCAAUGUUCCACACUGGUUCCAGCGUCACGUGGAUCCUUCUGAGCUCAUGGGGUUUGCUGCGCGUGGCCUGAUCAAGAAUGGAAAAUUCUUAGAGGAAGGUUACAGGGAACUCCAAGAACCAGCUACACUGAACAGCUGGUGGCUGUCUCAGGCUAACAAUGCUGUGCCAAGAUGGAGCACUGCCUGACUGAGGCCGCACGCCCCCUGCCUUUGUACAUAUAAAUCUCAGACAAUUUUGACAGAUUCCAAUUUCUCUUCUUCAUAGUGUUCGGAAAGUUGGAGCUUGGGUGAUGACUGUACGCUCCAUACAAUACAAUGUCUUACAGAGGUUGUAGGUGUUAUUUGGGUUUUGGGCAGUAAAUGCCAUCUUCCAUCUACUCGAUGAAAAUGUCUCAAAUGCAUAAAUAUGGAAUCUCAAGUCUCAAUACGUUUCUGAUCAUUUACCGGAAACACAAACGCACCAUGUGCUUGUUGCCAAAAUUUUGAACAUUUUCCGUGAUUACUUCAUCUUUGUGGGGCAAGCGGUGGGAAACCCCACUAGCAAAUGCCAGUGUUUUCUCGGCUAGUACUUUUCGCAGGUUUCCCCCAGUUUAUCUCGUGAUCAUCCAUGAUUACUGCAAGCAGCUGUUCAUGUUCACUUUUUCAGGAGUUCAGUUACGCCAUAUAUCCACUCACUUCGAUUAUUUCUCUUUCACGCUAGGCGUGGCUUCAAAAUUACUGAAUAGGUAGAUCAAAGACUGCUUCGUUUUUCUAUAAAAAAGAAAAAAGAAAAAUCAAAGACUGCAGGUCUCAUCUCAUAGGCCAUACUCAUCUUGUGAUUUUGCUUCGGUUUUGAUUUUUGAAAAAAAAAUCGUUUACAAAACAUUUUGGCAACGGUAAAGAAAGCUCAAAGCAGCAUCACAAGCUCCCAACGUUCAUCCGCGAGUUUGAACAUUUUAUAGCCGUUGGACGCGGCCGUGCAUUCCAUUCCCCACUCCUCCACCCUCCGCAUUUAAAAUUUCGAAGGCCCCUCAUCCACCUUUCCAUUCCCCCCUCUCCACUCCACCAGCAUCACUCGCCGCCGCCGCCGUCGCCCGAUCUCCAUCUCCAUCCUCGAGCACCAUUCCAAGAAUAGCAGCCGCAUCCGGCGACAGCAACCCAUGGCACUCCGCGCGCUCGACAACACGAUGCCCGCCGCCGUCGAGGAGCGGCCCAAGAAGGUCGCUAAGGUGGCCGCCCCCGCCGCGGCCGCCGCCGUCAAGGCCGCCUCCCCCGGGAGCGGCAAGAAGAAGAAGAACGACGAGAACUCGGCGCCCAGGGCCACGGCCGCGGCGGGGGAGCAGGCCAUGGAGUACAUCCCGUCGGAGGAGCUGGAGGCGGCGGCGCACCCCAAGGCCAAGGCCGCGGGGCUGGUCGCGGAGCUGGACUCCAAGGACUGGAUCCGGGCGUGCGAGGCGCUCAACGACGCGCGCCGCCUCACGAUCCACCACUCCGCGCUCCUGAACCCGAUCCUGGAGAAGGUGAUGCUGGCGAUCGUGAAGACGAUGAAGAGCCCGCGCAGCGCGGUGCUGAAGACAUCCAUCAUGGCCUGCACCGACAUCUUCAACUCCUUCGGCAACAUCCUCUCCUCCGUCUCCGACGCCGCCUUCGACAAGCUGCUGCUCCAGCUCCUGCUGAAGGCGUCCCAGGACAAGCGGUUCGUGUGCGAGGAGGCCGAGAAGGCGAUGCGCGCCAUGGCGGCGUCGAUGCCUCCGCUGCUGCUGCUGAAGAAGCUCAAGGCGUACGUCCACCACGCCAACCUCAGGGUCAGGGCCAAGGCCGCCGUCGCCAUCUCCCACUGCGCCGCCAGGAUGGACAUCGCGGCGAUGAAGGAGUUCGGGAUGUCGGCGCUCCUCCAGGUGGCGGCGGAGCUGCUGAACGACCGGCUGCCGGAGGCCAGGGAGGCCGCCCGCAGCGUGGUGGGGUCGAUGCACGGCGCCUUCGCCAAGGAGGCCGCAGCGAAGGGGAAGGAGGAGGAGGAGGCGCCCUCCGUGGCCGCCUCCUGGGAGAGCCUCUGCUCGCUCAGCCUGCCGCCCAUCUCCGCGCAGGCCGUCGCCAAGAUCGCCGCCACGCAGUCGCAGUGACCAAUGCGCUGCUAGUUUGGGCUUCAGCUGGUUCACUUUAGAAAUCAGAACCCGCUGCAUGGGGCAUGGCCCAACCGUUUACUAGUUUUUUUCUAAAAAAAUUAUUGCUGCAGCUUAAUGUUUCGUUUGUUUAUGCAUGCUAUCUCGCAUGGUUUUGUUCUGUUUAAUGUUUAUCCCUUUGAGUUACUACAAGUAAUAACAUAGUGUUCCCAUA